This is a messenger RNA of Trichomycterus rosablanca, 6944 nucleotides long. RefSeq names its product forkhead box O4 (gene foxo4). The record is from RefSeq and is a predicted model, not a curated record. Bases 1576 to 3462 code for a protein of 628 amino acids. The transcript is spliced from 3 exons. Gene Ontology annotation, molecular function: RNA polymerase II cis-regulatory region sequence-specific DNA binding; DNA-binding transcription factor activity, RNA polymerase II-specific. Gene Ontology annotation, biological process: regulation of transcription by RNA polymerase II. Lineage: Eukaryota; Metazoa; Chordata; Actinopteri; Siluriformes; Trichomycteridae. Gene Ontology annotation, cellular component: nucleus.
CUGUGGUAAACAGACGUCAGCAGGGAGUCUUCGCCUCGAGUCAAAACAAAACAAAACAAGAUCCUCACGAUGAAUGAGUGAAUAUCUGCUUCCAGCGCAGCACAUUAAACGAAUGAACUCUAACUACGACGGAAAAUCUGGUUUCGUGAGGAAGGUUUUUUCGUUUUCCUUUUACAGAGGGAUUGUAACUAACCGGAGGAGUUAGCUAACUAGGCGGCUACCUACUUUCAGCACACGUUAAAACUACGGUGGCGAGUUCAGUCCGGCCUGAGGAGUUAUUGACGACCCAGCUCGACAUGUUAUUGUUUAUUGUUGGCGCCUGUAAAGGACGAUAAGAGGGUCGGGUUUGUUUGGACAUAACGAACUGUGGACGGACGGAUUCGGCGUAGUUGUUGCCGCGCGAUCGUGUGUGUGUGUGUGUGUGUGCGCGCGCGUGUGUGUGUGUGUGUGUGUGUGUGUGUAGGAACAUGGCAGAUGGUGACACGCGCCUGCACACAGCAUGGAGGAGCGCACAAACCUGAACCAUAAUAAUAAUAAUAACAUAAUAAUAACAACACAGUUCUUUCCAAACCUACGAACGAUCCGAUCAUCCGGAUUUUAACCUGAUCAAGCUUUAUUGUUUUGAGUUUAUAACUUGCUUGCAAAGCUCAUUUGAACGCGUCGUAUUUUAGGGAUUGAAGUAUUUUAUGAAAUCCUAAAUUUGAUCUUAGUUGACAUUUUAGAAGCUGAUUUUGAACUAAUUAUAGGACUUUGUUGGAUGAAAUGACACGACACACGAACGCUUGAUUUGGGUAGACGAUGAAAUGUUUACAAAUAUUACUAAAGAAAACUUUUUUUGACAUCCAGUAUAAAUUUUAAUUCGAUUUUACAUUAAACAGCCUUUUUAAAUUUUAUAGGUGCAAAGCAAAUAACUGUAGACACAACACGAGAGUAAAUAGGGCAUUAUAGUUUAUGCAAGGGAGGUAUUUUAUUAUAUAAGGCUAUAGUUUGAACUGUGCUCAUCUGGGCUGUUAUUUGUUUGUUAUAUUAUAUUUUCAUCAUACUAGAUGUUCAGAUUUUUUUGGUUUUUACCUCAGCAGCAUUCCAGAUGUUUUCAUCUAGGCAUAUUCAAAAAUAGUACGGUUUACUAGGGUUUUCCUUUGUUUGUUUUUGUAAACAAAAAGAGACCCCAGUCUCUCAAUCGGAAGGUUUAUGAUAGUUAGUAUUAAGGAGAUUAUUGUGCCUCUUUAAUCUCCAAUCUGAGGAUUAAGCGGCGCUAUAUUGGUGCGUCCAGAUUAUUGCGUCUCAGCUCAGUCCGCCGCUGUCUCGCCUGCUCACCUUUAACAAAAACAUCUUGCCAAAUUAUUAUUACUUCCUGUUAUUAUUUAUGGCCAAAACGUAUGGUCAAAAUAUUUAUUUGAAAUAAGAUUAUUUUAAAUAAACCGCAUCGUUAUAAAUUCAGCGUUUUACUUUUACAGAAUUAAUAAAACAGCAGCACAUAUUCCUGUAUUUUUCGUUUUCUUUUGUUGGUUGUUGGUUUUUGGUUCCGGUGAAUCAUCAAGCUCUCGUCUGAAAUUGGCAAAAUCACUGGGCACAAUGGAGCCCGAGGCGGCACCACCCAUUGACCCAGAUUUCGAACCGCAGAGCAGACCGAGGUCCUGCACAUGGCCACUGCCGCGGCCGGACAUCUCAGCUGUCAAAGCCGAGGGGACAGACGGCGCGGAGUCCGCCGCUGGAACCCCGCCCGCCGAGGAGGACAAACGGGAGCCUCAGCCAAUCACAUCCGAACCCGAGAAAGUCGUCACCGCGGAUAACGGGUCUGUUCCCGGAGUGGGUGGAGCGGCACCUCGAAAGGGUUCUUCCCGACGCAAUGCCUGGGGGAAUCAGUCCUACGCUGAUCUAAUCAGCCAAGCAAUUGAGAACUCCCCUGAGAAACGCCUUACCCUGGCACAGAUCUAUGACUGGAUGGUCAAAACAGUGCCCUAUUUUAAGGAUAAAGGAGACAGCAACAGCUCUGCAGGAUGGAAGAACUCAAUUCGCCACAAUUUGUCUCUCCACAACAAGUUUCUGAGAGUACACAAUGAAUCUACAGGAAAAAGCUCCUGGUGGAUGCUCAAUCCUGAAGGUGGCAAGAUGGGAAAGGCACCUCGUCGUCGUGCAGUAUCCAUGGACAAUAGCGCGAAACUGCUAAAAAGCCGUAUGCGAGCCAAGCAGACCAAGAAGCAAGCAGGUGCAGGUGGCAUAGGGGGACCAGGUGGUGCCAUUCAGGGUGAGGGUGUGUCUGGUUCAGGGGGUGCUGACAGUCCUGGCCCUCCAGGACAGUUUGGGAAGUGGGGAGUGAACAGUAGCAGUCCAUCAUCACGUGGUAGCCUAGAUGAUCAAGACAUGUGGACAAGCUUUAGACCACGCACCAGCUCAAAUGCCAGCACAUUGAGUGGAAGGCUCUCUCCAAUUGCUCCACUGAAAGAAGACGAUGAUGACUUGCCUGAGGAUGGACUUCUGAGUGGGUAUCCCACUAGCAGUCUUCCACCUACCCUAAUGGAAGAAUUAGACUUAAUUGAUGGGCUUACCUUGAUGACAGCACAGCAAGGGGGUGCAAGCCCUAGCACAGCCCCUCAAGCUCCACCUACACCAUUGCCCUCUGCAUCUACCCUGCUGCCUCGUGGGUCUAAUUUUGCCUCUUAUUGUCAGUUGCAGCCGGCAAAGGGACCUCAGGGACCAUCUCAGCCAGGAAAGCAAAGCACAGUUCAGCAAAGAGGGGACUCCAAUGCAAGCCCCUCAAACUUUGGAAACUCCCUAUUUAACCCUUUGCCUGGUCCUGGUUCUCAUAUUGGUUUUAAGACCCAUGUGCCAUCCAGCCUUGAGGCACUCCUCAUAUCUGAUUCUCCCCCACCAAACGAUGUCAUGAUGACUCAAAUGGACCCUUUGAUGCCCAGCCAGGGAGGUGCUAAUGUCUUGGGGCUUGGGGACCAUAUGUCUGGCAAGCAAGCCAAGCCCGGUCAGAUGAUGUUGGGCAAGAGUAUGGAACCCAGCCCAGUGGUGCAAAUGAGCCUUCAGUCGCAAUCCCAGCUACAGCCUCAGCAGCAACAGCAUGUCUCUCAGAUGAACUUUGGCAUGGUGCUGUCAGGCAUGGGACAAGAACUACCACAUCUAACCGCCAUAAAGACCCAGCAUCAAGUGCCUGGUGGAGGUCUAAUUCAGCAAGGAGUUGUCCCUUCUUCAGGUGGAAGUGGUGGUCUUCAGGGGAUAAACCAGUUUGGGACUCAAGCUUGCUUUAUGCCUUCUCAGGACCGCCUGCCCACAGACUUGGACAUUGACAUGUUCACUGAGAACCUGGACUGCGAUGUUGAUUAUAUUAUCAACAGUGACCUUAUGGAUGGAGAAAUGAUUGACUUCAAUUUUGACUCCAUUGUACCAACAGGGCAAAGUUAUCCUGGGCCAGCGACCACACAAAGCUCAUCUCACAACUGGGUGCCCAGCUAACUCUGAAAAAGACAAGCGUAAGAAAGGAAUGCGUUCUGUCAAGUUAAUGGAAACACAACAUGGUGCAUUGCCAAAAUGUCACCCAUCUAGAUUUGCCUCUGCAAUUGCCAUUUUACCUCAAAUGCAUAAAACUGUCUUGAAUGAAAAUACAGACUUUUUUGGUUUUACGUUUUUGGAUCACAACAGCAAACAUUACACAAGUGCCAAUCUAUACAGGGAAGUCAGCUAAUACACACCAGACUCAGAAAGAAGUCCUGACACAUUUUUUUGAAAUGCUAUAUUUGCAAGAGCUUUUAAAGUUCGGAUGUCAGUGAUGAUUAGGGAAAACGGAGGAAAUCCAGUCAUAAAGAAGCACAACUAUUAAACUUUUAUUAAACUUUAUUUUGGUAUUAACUAUUACUAAUACCAUAGUACUGCAGGAUGGAGUUACACCUCUUUCUUGAACUAAAUAUGAGACCUGGACUGGAGAAUUAAACUUGGCAGAUUCUUUCAAUCUAGGCUGAUUUAAAUGGUCACUAGCUGAUAAACAAAUGAUGAAAUUUAAAAUGCUUUAUGGAUUACAGGAUUGAAUGCUUGGAUUACGUCGAAUACACAGCGGAUCUGACAGCCUGCCGAAGGAAACUUUGUUAAAACACAUCUUCAGCAUUUGUCAGCAGAGUUUGAAUAAGGAUGGUCUCUAUAGACCCCUAACUUUAUUUAUAUUUGGGCAGCUGUGCUGAGUUUGGAUAGCACCCUCAUAGUGGUACAUAUGUACUCAGAUAUUUUAUUCUUGUAUAGAAGGUGGUUUGGUGAUGUCCUGAUGUUUAAACCUUUAGUUUGGCAUUUCUGACAUCAACUCAAAAAGGUGUUAUCCGUGUAUGCUUAUGAUUGGGGACUGAUCCUUAAGUAUGACUUUUAAUUUUAAUGAUUCAAUUCUGAUUAACCUUGUGAAGAAGUUUGAUUUAAAAUAUACAGGGCAUUUUCAAUUUAGAAUACUUAAAAAUGUUAAAAAAUGUUCUUAUUUCUGUGGUCUGUUCCACUCUUCCAACUGUCAAGGUAAAUGGCAUAAUGUGAUUGGAAAUGAAAUGCUUAUUAUCAAAAUGCUUUAUUUAAAGUGAUUCACAUAAAAAAGUGUGACUUUUAUAGUACUUGCAAGUACUUGAGGCUGCGUUUACAAAGACGCUCUUAAUAUCGAUGUUUUUCUGUCAGUUUCAGUAAGAAUUAUGCCUUGACAGACACACACCUUUGUGGUGAUGCCUAAAAACUCUGUUAAGGGGUAUAAAAAAUCGUUGACAGAAUGUACCUGGUCAUAUACACUCAUCAGCCAGUAGGAGAUCAAGCUUUGAAAAUGUAUGUUAGUGUUAAUAAAUAUAAAAUCUAUCUGACCAGAGGUUCUACAGGUCAUCUUUGACAGAUGCCAACAGUGUCCUUGUGAACGCAGCUGUUUCUCAAAAAAAUUUAUUUACAGAAACACAGAAUAAUUUCAGUUGAAGGAUGAAAUUUUAAAAAUUAUACUUACAAAACUGGCAAUUUAUAAAUCUGUUAAACAGUGGUAAGGGGUAAAUUAUUUUAUUAGUGAUUUUCUUAUAUCAUAUUAAUCGUUUGUAUAAAGUUUUAAAACAGAAGCAAAGAAACUGAGUAUAUUGACUAUAGUUAUGAUGUCCCUUUUAAAUUGGGGUUAUAUAUUGAAACAUAUUUGUACUAAUCAAAAAUACCAUGUUAAAACUGCAGAAAUCAUUUAUAACGGUCAUUUUUCUAUGUAAUCUUUUAUUUUUGUAAAAGAUGAAAUGCAUGUAGAUUUUAUACAUAACCAAAGGAACACUAAGAACUGCAUGUCGGACUGGGAUGGCUUGAGAUAAAAUCAUUAAAACUUACCUAAACUGUACAGCGAUGUAAAUGAUCUAAAUUAAAAGUCAAUAAGUUGUAUUGGUGCCGUCAGGUAAUAGAAUUCCACUUGCGAUGUGAAUCACAGUCGCAGUUUGGUUGUGACUGGAACAUUUGAGAAGAGUGAGCUCUCUCACACAUCAAAUAAUUUGGUGAAAUAAUAUCUCAAAUAAAGGUUUAAGUGGAUAAAGGCUGCAAUGUAUUUCUCAGGGUUCCUAAAGGAAGUGCUAAGAUAAUCAGUGCUGAUUUUAUAAAAGCCACUCAGCCAUCAGUUGAAACGUUUGAACAUUACAGAAGUAAACCUUGAUUUACUUGAAUAUAAGAGGUUGUAUAAUGUAUGCAUUUACCAGUUUUCGGUAAAAAAGUUAAACUGCCAACAACACUAUAGCACGUUGCUCUUGAACAAAUGAUAUAACUCCAUGCUUAUUGUAUUUAAAUCUUGGUGUUCUGUUUUAGAAAUGUUUUCUUUUUCUGUUUUUGGUUUUACUCAAUACUUAGCAUUGGUGUUAAUGUAAAGAUUUUAAUCCCAGAGCUGGACAUUAAUCAUCAUAUAACGGUCAUAACAUGACUAGACUAACUGUUAAACCUUUCUGCUUUUGUGGAGUUUGUCCUAUCAAUUGGUGCUAGAUGUUAUUAUGGCUAGAUGUAUAUUAUUUUAUGCAACCAAUUUUUUAGUUUGUAAAUGUUGGACAUAGAAAGGUUCAUCCACCCCUUUUAUUAAUCCAAACAUUCAUUAUUUUUGCAGAUUUUGAAUGGCAAAGGUAAAUUAGCCAUUCAACAAGUCUCUUAUUCUUUUUUUUUUCAAAACAGAAAACAUAGUGUUACUUUAUGACAGAUUGAAGGUGAUUAGUAUUUCAAUGAAGCGUUUACAUUGUAGCUCUUGUCUUUUGUGCUUUUUCUCAUUCCUGUGUGUAUUUCUGUUUGUUUCAGUAAAGUUGUUAGAUCUUGUUUUGAUUUUGAGAGUGAAUUACACGUAUUUAAUGCACAGUGCAGAGUGAUGGGCCAGCAGACGUCAUGUCGACUAACAGGCUGAAAUAUGUGAAUACAGUCCUUUACAGUAAUAACAUCUGAAUACAUUUAUUUCAUAUUAAUGGUUUAUGGUAAAGAUGAAAAUUUCUGAUUGAAUAGAUACAUACAUGGAACUGCCUGUAAGCGAAGGGUCUGUAGGUUGAUCACUAAAAAACUGAAAUUACCGAACUGUUUACUGUGUGUUAAAACAGAAUUUAAACAGCAUUUAUUCAGCUGUUCAGUUGAGUGGUUAAAUAAUUGACAUGUAAGUCCCAACAGACAGCCUUAAACUUUCUACAUUUGUUUUCUAAAUCUGCCUCCCUAUCUUUUUUUACCAUAGCUAUUGUAGGUUUUAAAAUGAUUUUUUCAUCUUCUCUGUCUUCCUGAAUACAUAUCUUAUUUGAUAAAACACUAUUUUUGUUUGUAGACUUUUUGUUUUUAUUUUAGGGGAAGGGUGUAUAAGACUGGGUUGUGCAUAGCCAAUGUGUAUGUGUACUUCAUGCUUUAUUUUGAUGACUUGUUUUUCCUUCCCGUUACCGUUCAGUUAGCCAGAGGUGACUGUGAAAACGGUCAUGAAUAAAAUUAAAAUAAACCCUAAUCAGUUUAACUCA